Molecule: messenger RNA, 2066 nt
Organism: Nematolebias whitei (Rio pearlfish)
Lineage: Eukaryota; Metazoa; Chordata; Actinopteri; Cyprinodontiformes; Rivulidae
Gene: phaf1
Product: phagosome assembly factor 1
Exons: 16
Coding region: 194-1444 (416 amino acids)
Biological process (GO): Golgi to plasma membrane protein transport
Cellular component (GO): dendrite; synaptic vesicle membrane; trans-Golgi network
Source: RefSeq, a predicted model, not a curated record
AACAGCAAGGACAUGAAAUAAAGAAGUUUACCUUCCAAACAAGGCUCAUGAGCCUGACAGUUUUAGAACAAACAAGCUGAUAUGAUCUGAUGAAAGCCACCUGAACAGGUGAGCAGAGGUCAGGGAGAGCCAGCAGGCAGACAGGGUCCCAUCGUGUCUCGAGGUGAGCCGAGCCGCCCCCCCAUCACUGCCAAUGCUGGAUCUGGAGGUGGUGCCUGAGAGAUCACUUGGAAAUGAACAAUGGGAAUUUGCCUUAGGGAUGCCCUUUUCCCAGGCCGUCUCUAUCCUCCAGAAACACUGCCGCAUCAUCAAAAAUGUCCAGGUGCUAUACAGCGAACAGACGCCGCUCAGCCAUGACCUCAUACUGAACCUGACUCAGGAUGGGAUUAAACUGCUGUUUGAUGCCACCAACCAGAGACUCAAGGUGAUCGAAGUGUACGAUCUGAGCAAAGUCAAGUUGAAAUACUGUGGAGUCCAUUUCAACUCUCAGGCCAUCGCCCCCACAAUAGAGCAGAUAGACCAGUCAUUUGGAGCCACGCACCCUGGAGUUUACAACCCCGCAGAGCAGCUGUUCCACCUCAACUUUCGAGGACUGUCCUUCUCCUUCCAGCUGGACUCGUGGAACGAAGCUCCCAAAUACGAGAUUCCACAUGGAGCCAUGGUCAGAAGGAUGCACAUCUACACUGGGAACAACCUGCAGGAAACAAGAGCUCCUGCGAUGCCGCUGGCUUGUUUCUUCGGGAACAUCUUUGCAGAGUGCGUGGAUGUCCUGAGAGACGGAGCGGGCCCUCUGGGGCUUAAACUCCGCCUCAUCGUUGCAGGUUGUGGUCCAGGUGUGAUGGCAGAUGCUAAAGUCCGGUAUCUGGAGAGGAGCAUCUUCUUCGGAGAUUCCUGUCAGGAUGUUCUGGGUUCUCUGGGCUCGCCACAUAAAGUCUUCUAUAAGUCCGAGGACAAGAUGAAGAUCCACUCUCCGUCACCUCACAAGCAGGUGCCCUCCAAAUGUAACGACUACUUCUUCAACUACUUCACCCUUGGAGUGGACGUUCUGUUCGACUCAACCACUCACCUGGUGAAGAAGUUUGUCCUCCAUACGAACUACCCCGGGCAUUACAACUUCAACAUAUAUCAUCGAUGUGACUUCAAAAUUCCACUUGUCAUCAAAAAAGAAGGAACCGAUUCUCAAACUGAGGAUUGCAUCUUAACGACUUACAGCAAGUGGGAUCAGAUUCAAGAGUUGUUGGGUCAUCCGAUGGAAAAACCCGUGGUGCUCCACAGGUCUUCGUCGGCCAACAACACCAACCCGUUUGGUUCUACCUUCUGCUUCGGGCUCCAGAGGAUGAUUUUUGAGGUGAUGCAGAAUAACCACAUAGCCUCAGUGACCCUCUAUGGAGCUCCACGGACCACCAGUCAGGCCCGUCCUGAGUCCAGCGCCAGCUCCCACUGAACAAGACUCCAGAACCCAGUCCAGUUCUGACCCGAGUGAAGUUUGUAACCCAGAGCCAGAUGUUGACCUGUCCAGCUCAGAUGAAUCGGACCUGAUAACGGGUUUUGUGCUUUUGGAGCGUCAAGCUUCGUGCUCUAAAUUCUGUAUCCUGUUAAGAGUCCAGCCGACUAAUCCUGGGUCAGAGUCCACCCAGAACCACAAACUAAUCCUGGGUCACAGUCCACCCACAACCACGGAGACCGCAGGCCGGCGCCAUCCGUUGGCCAGGAUGAGAAGGAGCGGAGACCUUUCAUUUCCUUCAAUGCAAACCUCCUGGAUCGACGUUAAAACAGCCGCCGAGACCGGACCCACAAAACCAAGAUCUGAAUCCACAUCAGACUCCACACUGCCAGGCCAGCCGGUACCGCCCGUCUUCCUGUUUCGAACCAAGAACCUGACCUGUCCAGACCUUCUAAGAUCACAGAAACUUGUUCGGACCAGUGACCGGGCCGAGUCAGUCAAAGCCCUCUACGAUCCAAAACUUUCCCAAUCAUCCUCCCUGAUGAUCGCCUUCAUCCUCCUCCUCCUCCUCCUCCCAGUGAGGUCCAGAACCACAGACUCAACAACCCAGACGUGCUGCUGU